AUGCCAAGACAACGAAAAAGACCAAAUCCAACUCCUUCUCCUCAACAACAAAAUGAAGGAAAAACCUGGCUUCAUAACUAUAUUGAAAAUUCUCCUUAUACAGGUGCAUUAAGAGAACGAUUAGGAUUAUCAAAUGAAGAAUUAGAAAUAAGUAUUGAGUCAUUAGUUGAAAUGAACCCUGAUGAAAUGGCAUUACAAAUGUCUCUAUUUGAAGUAUAUGGUGAUGAUUCUUUUGAAUUUAUAUCUGGUAUUAUUCAGAACUUACCAGCCAUUUUAAGUCAUCAAAUAAUAAAUCAACCAAAACAACCAAAACGACAAAAAACACCAAAACCUACUGACCAAAUUUCGUACACUCCACCAAAACAGAUAAAUAAACCUGUUAUUCCAAAAAAUGCCAUUGAAAGAAAUCUUCCUGAUAGAUAUGAAUUAUAUAUCCCUGCUGUUCCUUCUGCUAGAAGUCUUAACACAGAACGGUUGGAAGUUAAAAAUAUUUUAGAUGAUUAUACUAGACCUGCUAUGUUAAAUUAUACUCAUUUAAAUUAUGUACAAAGUAAAGUAUAUGAAACUGCUUAUAACACUGGAGAAAAUAUGUUAGUUUGUGCACCAACUGGUUGUGGUAAAACAUUAACAGCUUUAUUGUGUAUGUUAAGAGAAGUUAAAAUGCAUCAACAUGAUAUGGAACAUUUAAAAAUUGUUUAUAUCUCUCCAUUAAAGGCACUUGCUACAGAAAUGACAACAACUUUUAAAAAACAUUUGAUUUGUUUCAAAAUGAGAGUUGAAGAAGUAACUGGAGAUACUAACAUUUCAAAAGCAGCCAUUGCAAGUACUCAUGUUAUUGUAGCAACACCAGAAAAAUUUGAUGUGUUAACACGAAAACAAGAUGCAGAAUUUGUAAAUGAUAUUCAACUACUUAUUGUUGAUGAAGUUCAUUUAUUGGAUGAAGACAGAGGAGCUGUUAUUGAAACAAUUGUUGCAAGAACAUUAAGAAUGGUUGAAAGUCAACAAAGACCAAUUCGUGUUGUAGGAUUAUCAGCUACAUUACCAAAUUAUCAAGAUGUAGGAGAAUUUAUUAGAGCUAAGCCCGAAAAUAUAUUUCAUUUUGAUAUGAGUUAUAGAGCAGUUCCAAUGUCUACUAAAUUUAUUGUUUUACCUGAAGACGAAAAAGAGAAUAAAGGUCAACAAUUCACUCAGCACGCUACUGAUUUAGCUUAUGACGAAGCAGAGAUUGUAGUAAAAAGAGGAAAACAAGUUAUUGUAUUUGUUCACACAAGAAGAGAAACAGUAUUAACUGCACAAAGAUUUAUUAGAAGAAUGAAAGAAAAAGGAGCUACAGAAUAUUUUACUGGAAAUAAAGGUAGAGAAUUUGCAACAAGAAUAAAAAAAUUACAAGGGAAAGAUAUUAAGGAAUUAUUAGAAAUGGGAAUUGGUGUACAUAAUGCUGGAAUGUUUAGGUCAGAUAGAACAUUUAUUGAAGAUGCAUUUAGAAAUGGUUCUUUAAAAGUUCUUGUUUCAACUGCUACAUUAGCGUGGGGAGUUAAUUUACCAGCCCAUACUGUUAUUAUUAGAGGGACUGAAGUAUUUAAUAGUGAUAAAGGGUGUUCUGAUAAAAUUUCAAUAUUAGAUGUUCUUCAAAUGUUUGGAAGAGCAGGAAGACCACAAUAUGAUAGUGAAGGUGCAGGUAUUAUUAUUACUGAUAAAGAAGGAUUAAAAAAGUAUAUGGCUAUUCUUGGUAAUAUGGGUAAAAUUAAAUCAACAUUAAUGAAUGGAUUAGCUGAUCAUUUAAAUGCAGAAAUAGUCUCUGGAACUGUUACUAAUUUAGAGGAGGCAUUACAAUGGUUCCAAUAUACUUAUUUAUAUGUUUGUUUAAAACAGAGUCCUGGAGGAAUAUCAUAUGAUGAUCUUAAUUCAUUAAUUGGAGGUACUGCCAAAUCAUUAGAGAAAAUUCAAAUGAUAACUAUUAACGAUGAAACUAUAACAUUUUCACCAACAUUACUUGGAAGAAUUGCAUCUCAUUAUUAUGUUACAGUUGAAUCAAUGUAUAUUUUUUCAGAGAAGUUACAUGAAGGAAUGCAAAUGCCACAAUUACUUGAUCUUAUUUGUUCAUCAAAUGAAUUAAAACAAUUACAAAAAAUGAGAGAAGAAGAAAAACAAGAAAUGGAAACACUUGCUAAUUCUGUUAGAUGGCCAUUAUCAUCAACAAAUGAUUUGGCUUCUAAUAAAGCAAACAUUCUUAUUCAAGCAAGUUUAUCUCAUAUAACACUAAUUAAUUAUACCUUAAUGUCUGAAACUUUAUAUGCAAAUCAAAAUGCUUCAAGAGUUACUCGUGCUUUAUUUGAAUUAGCAUGUAUAAGAGGAUUAUCACGUGAAGCAAUGAAUUUAUUAGAAAUAGCAAAGAUGAUAGAUCAACAAAAUUGGGAUACAGUUCAUCCAUUAUUUCAAUUUAAAACUCUUCCUGUUCAAGUAUUACUUAAAUUACAACAACGAAAACUUGAUAUUGACACUAUUUGUGAAAUGGACAAAACUGAGUUUAUUGAUUUUCCACAAUAUGCAACAGAUGUUAUAAGACAAGCUCAUGAAUAUCCAUAUCUUGUAUUAGAAACUACUUGUGUCCCAUUAACAGCAACAGUAUUACAAAUGAAAGUUCAUAUUCAUCCAACAUUUAGAUGGGGAAAUGAUUUAGGAACAAUAGAAAAUUUUUGGUUAUUUAUUAGUGAUAAUAACUAUAACCAAUUAUUUUAUUUUGAAAGUUUUAAUCUUUCAGAGAAAAAAAUUGAUGAUUAUAAUGGAACUGGUAUUCCUAUUGAAAUUAUUGCUACUGUUCCAGUUGUUUCUGGUAUUCAAUAUAUGGUUGAUGUAGUUUCAGAUAAAUAUUUUGCUUGUAUUUCUAACUUCCCUGUUCAAUUUGAUGAAAGUACCUUACCGACAGAUGAGUCUUAUAUGACAAAACUCUUACGAUUACAUCCUUUACCAACAACAGCAUUAAAACAAUACCAAACAUUCUUUAAUUUCCAUUAUUUUAAUCCACCACAAACACAAUUUUUCUUUAUUUGUUUUAAUACAAAUAAAAAUGUUAUUGUUGGAGCACCAACUGGUUCAGGAAAAACAGUUGCAGCUGAACUUUGUAUGUUAAAAAUUUUUAGAGAUACUCCAGAUAAAAAAGUAGUAUAUAUUGCACCAAUGAAAGCAUUAGUAAAAGAAAAAAUGAGUGAUUGGAAAGAUAAAUUAAUAACAAUGGGAAAGAAUAUUGUAGAACUUACGGGUGAUUUUACACCAGAUAGUGCUGCAAUUGCAAAGGCAGAUGUUAUCUUAACAACACCAGAAAAAUGGGAUGGUAUUACUAGAUUAUGGACAAAGAAAAGUUAUGUACAAAAAGUAGGUUUAGUUAUUUUAGAUGAAGUUCAUUUACUUGGAGAAGAAAGAGGACCAGUAAUUGAGGCUAUUGUUACUAGAACUAAACAAAUAAAUAAAAAGUUAGGUAUUCAAACUCGAAUUUGUGCAUUAACUACUGCUAUUGCUAAUGUUGAUGAUAUGAUGAAUUGGAUAGGAGUAGAUAAAGACUCUGUAUUUAAUUUCCAUUCAUCACUUCGUCCAGUUCCAUUAAUUGCACAUAUUGAUGGGUUCCCUACAAAAGCAUAUUGUCCAAGAAUGGCAACAAUGAACAAACCAUGUUAUCAAGCUAUUAGAUUACAUUCACCAGAUAAACCAGUAAUGAUAUUUGUUUCUUCAAGAAGACAAACUCGACUUACUGCACAAGAUUUAGUAAAAUUCUGUUUUAAUGAUGGAAAUCCUCAAAAAUUCCUUCAUAUGCCAUUUGAAGAAAUGAGUGAAAUUACUAAAAAUAUCACUGAUGGUAUAUUAAAAGAAUGUUUGUUAUAUGGAAUUGGUAUGCAUCAUGCUGGUUUAAAUGAUCAUGAUAGAGAAAUAACAGAAAAAUUAUUUAAAUCUAAUAAAAUUCAAAUAUUAAUUACUACAGCAACAUUAGCUUGGGGCGUUAAUUUACCAGCACAUCUUGUUAUUAUAAAAGGAACAGAGUAUUUUGAUGGUAAAAAGCAUCAGUUUGUUGAUAUGCCAUUAACAGAUGUCCUUCAAAUGAUGGGAAGAGCAGGAAGACCACAAUAUGAUAAUGAAGGAGUAGCCGUUAUCUUAACAUAUGAACCUAAAAAAGAUUUUUUGAGAAAAUUUUUGUUUGAACCAUUCCCAUUAGAAAGUUAUUUUGAAACAGUUAUGGCUGAUCAAUUGAAUGCAGAAAUUGCUGUUGGUAAUGUUACAAAUGUUAAAGAAGCUGUAAAAUUUUUAACAUUUACAUAUUAUUUUAGAAGAUUAUUAAAGAAUCCUAAUUAUUAUGGAUAUGAUGGAAAAGAACAAAUUGGUAAAUUCCUUGUUUCUAAAGUUAAAGAUGCGUUAAAUGAAUUGGUUAGUGCUAAAUGUAUUGAAAUGGAUGAAAAUGAUGUUGAAACAACUACAAAUGGAAGAUUAUCAACUAUGUAUUAUAUUAGUUAUAGAACUAUUAAAAUGUUUGCUACUCGAAUGAAAAAAGAUUUAAAUCAUGCUCAAAUAUUACAAAUUAUUUCAGAUGCAGCAGAAUAUAAUAAUCAUCCAGUAAGACACGAAGAUGAUAUUCAUUGUAAAAAUUUAGCAAAGAAAGUUAAAUAUGGUAAUUUAAGACAAUCAUACGAUGAUCCACAUACAAAAGUAUUCUUAUUACUUAGUGCUUAUUUUGGAGAGAAUACAUUACCUAUUGUUGAUUUUGUAUUAGAUACAAAAAGUGUGUUAGAUCAAUGUAUUCGUAUUCUUCAAGCUUUUAUUGAUAGUGUUGCAGAAAAAGGCUGGACAGAAGUUGUUAUUCGUUCAAUAGAAAUACUUCAAAUGGUUGGAAGUGGAAGAUGGAUUGAUGAAUCACCAUUUUUAACAUUAAUUGGAGUACAUCAAAAAGCAGUAAAACAAUUUGAGAAUGAAGGUAUUAGUUGUUUACCUCAAUUAUUAGUUACACCUAAAGAAAAAAUUGAACGAAUUGCAAGAAAAGCUGGAAUAUAUGGUAAGCAAGUUAGUCAUUUAUUACUUCAAAUAAGUAAAUUCCCAAGAAUAAAUGUUUUUAUUAAACCGAUAAAUAAUAUUCAUCUUGAUGAUAAAGUAUUUGAUAUAACUAUUUCAUUAAAGAGAAUUAAUGAUAAUUUGAAUUAUGCCUUCUUACCAAGAUUCCCAAAAACUAAACAAGAAGGUUGGUAUUUAAUUAUUAUUAAACCAGAUGGUGGAUUAGCUGCAAUGAAACGAAUUAGUUUAAAGAGGAAUAGUACAAUAUCUUUAAUGUGUGUAUGUCCUUUAUUCCCAGGAGAAUUUACAUAUAAAGUUUUAUUAUUAUCUGAUUGUUAUAUUGGUUUAGACCAACAAUAUGAUCUUCCAAUAACAUUUGUCUAA
Messenger RNA from Entamoeba dispar SAW760, 5415 nucleotides. Its product is annotated as U5 small nuclear ribonucleoprotein 200 kDa helicase, putative. The transcript has a single exon. The coding region runs from base 1 to 5415 and encodes 1804 amino acids. NCBI's taxonomy places the organism in Eukaryota, Evosea, Mastigamoebida, Endamoebidae. The record is from RefSeq and is a predicted model, not a curated record. Gene Ontology annotation, molecular function: ATP binding; nucleic acid binding; ATP hydrolysis activity.